Molecule: messenger RNA, 756 nt
Organism: Capronia coronata CBS 617.96
Lineage: Eukaryota; Fungi; Ascomycota; Eurotiomycetes; Chaetothyriales; Herpotrichiellaceae
Exons: 1
Coding region: 1-756 (251 amino acids)
Biological process (GO): mitochondrial translational initiation; translation
Cellular component (GO): ribosome; mitochondrial small ribosomal subunit
Molecular function (GO): structural constituent of ribosome
Source: RefSeq, a predicted model, not a curated record
AUGGACACCGCUCCAUCGAUACAGAGAUGCGCGCGGUCUCUGCUUUCCCAAUCCUCAAGACGCAUCCUCACCUCGACGUCUACCUCUACCUCUACCUCUACCAUCCCAUCUCUACGACUACCACUACGCCCACGAAACACAGCAUUCGCAGCAACCCGCCAAUUCUCGUCAUCCUCGAGCCGCAGACAGGGCAGUGACGCUCCAUCUCCAUCUCCAUCUCCGGCUCCUUCCAAGCCCGCAGCUCAAGCAAGCACGCCAACGCCGCCACAACGGCCGUCGAUCAAAGACCUGCUCCGCGACCUCCGAGCGCGCGAGGAGCCCCGGAGCGACCAAAGUGUGAGCGAGCGCAUGGACGCCCUGAUGGGCACUAAGAGAGGAGGAGGUGGUGGACGAGCGAAUUUCAGCGACAUCAUGGGCCGCGGCACUGCAGCUGCGGGAAGAGGAAUCGACCAGAACAAAAUGCUAGACGAGCUGAGCCAGGAGCUGCACGAGACGUCGUCGAUCUCGCUGCGCCUGAAACCCUCGCUGGGGAGGACGAUCGAUGGCCUCAACGGCGACCCUUCCAAGGGGUUUCGGCUUCUGGAGCGCAAAUGCUCCGAUAACAGGAUCAAGCAGGAUGCGAGGAAACAGUUGUUUCAUGUCCGGAGGGGCCAGGCUAGAAAGGACAUCAGGCGCGUCAGGUGGAGGAAAUUGUUUCUGGAGGGGUUCAUUGCUGAGUGUGGGAGAGUUCGGCGAAUGAGGAAGCAGGGCUGGUAG